This is a messenger RNA of Acanthosepion pharaonis, 516 nucleotides long. The record is from the annotation of a GenBank genome assembly. Lineage: Eukaryota; Metazoa; Mollusca; Cephalopoda; Sepiida; Sepiidae.
AUGCUCGGACUCAGUCCUAAGAUAUUUGAAUUAUGUGAUGAAAUAUUAUCUUAUUAUGACAACUUAAACCUUUACGUCUUCUGCGUUUUUUUCUUCUUCUUCCUUUUCUUCUUCUUUUCCUUUUUUAUUUUUUCUUCUUCUUCUUUAUCUUAUUCUUCGCUUUCUCCUUCUUUUUUCUUUUUCUUUCUCUUCUCUUUUUCUUCUUCUCUUCUUCUUUCUCUUCUUGUUUGUCUUCUACUUCUUCUUUUUCUUCUUUAUCUAUUUCUUCUUCUUCUUAGGCUUCUUUUUUCUUCUUUUUUUUCUUCUUCUUUAUCUUGUUCUCUUUCUUCUUUUUCUUUUUCUUCUUCUUUAUCUUCUUCUUCCUUUUCUUCUUUUUCUUCCUUUUCUUUCUCUUCUCCAUUUCUUCUUCUUUAUUUAUCUUCUUGUUCGUUGGCUCCUUUUUUCUUCUUUUUCUUCUUUUUCUUCCUUUUCCUUUUCUUUAUCUUUCUUUUUCUUUCUCUCCUUCUUUUUCCUUAA